This is a messenger RNA of Cetraspora pellucida, 870 nucleotides long. The record is from the annotation of a GenBank genome assembly. Lineage: Eukaryota; Fungi; Glomeromycota; Glomeromycetes; Diversisporales; Gigasporaceae.
AUGGUAGAUUCAAAAGACCCCCCUCACAACCCCACAUUAUGUCAAAGAUUAUCUUAUCAACGUGGGUGGGGGAGACCAGACAUUUUGCAUUGUAGAAGUUCUGUAAGUAUAAAUCCUACAGGUUUAGAGCGUCCAGGAAUUCUUAUCACCGCAGUAUUUUUAACCAUUAUUCCAAUCCUUACUUUUUCGACUUUAUUAACUUCCGGAAUCUGUGCUUUAUUCCUUAUCUACAAUAUUAACUUAACUUUACCGGGGGCCUUGGUUGGUACUAUUACCGUUGUGGUCGGUCUUCUUCUGGCUUUUCGUACAAACCAUGCUUAUGAUAGAUAUUAUGAAGGUCGAAAAUUAUUUAGCAGUUUAUGUACUCUAUCAAGAAAUAGCACGCGAACUAUUUGGAUCGGUGUUGCAGAAAAUUCAAAGAAAGAUCGUGAAGAAAAAAUAACAUACAUCAAACUCGUGUUGGCAUUUGUUGUUGCCACUAAACAUCAUCUUCGUUUGGAAUUUGGUACUAAUUAUAAAGAUUACGAAGGUUUAUUACCUUCAUUAUCGAAAGGUUUUCAACGUACAAAGUUUGACGGUAAUGCUGGUCAAGAGAAUACAGAGUUAGGCAGUGGAAGUCAUGAAGAUCCAAAUCAUCCUGAUAACCUUGCAAAUAAAGAUCCCACUCCAGACAUUACCAUACACACUCAAGAAGCGAACGAGUCUACUCAACUUCUUCCAAAGUCCCGAAAUCAAGAUCCAGUGGGAUAUUUAAAAGAUACUUUUCGUUUUAGAGAUACUUUUCGUUCGCUUAGAAGUGGUAGAAGCCAAACAUUUGAUGUUGAUGUUUUGUCAUGGGGAGCCCAAGAUCCGAAAAUGUGUCUUCCAAUG